Messenger RNA from Anopheles marshallii, 1434 nucleotides. Its product is annotated as fatty acyl-CoA reductase wat-like. The transcript is spliced from 5 exons. The record is from RefSeq and is a predicted model, not a curated record. Bases 1 to 1434 code for a protein of 477 amino acids. Gene Ontology annotation, cellular component: peroxisome. Gene Ontology annotation, biological process: long-chain fatty-acyl-CoA metabolic process. Gene Ontology annotation, molecular function: alcohol-forming very long-chain fatty acyl-CoA reductase (NADP+) activity. Lineage: Eukaryota; Metazoa; Arthropoda; Insecta; Diptera; Culicidae.
AUGGUGGAAGGUACUUUGAAUGUGGCCGAAUUCUAUCGCGAUGCUACCGUGCUGAUUACCGGUGGUACGGGUUUUAUUGGCAAAGUGUUGGUGGAAAAGUUGCUCAGAUGUUUCGAGGUGAAGAAGAUCUUUUUGCUGAUCCGCCGUAAAGAAAAUGCUAGUGCUUCGGAUCGUCUACAGCGGAUGCUGGAGGGACCGAUAUUCGACAGGAUACGUAGUACGGCACCGGACGCGAAGGAGCGCUUUGCAAAGGUGGUCGCUAUGGACACUACAUUUGAGCGGGAAGACAUUGUCGACGAUGUGGACAAGGCAAAACUGUGCAAUGAAGUGCAGAUCGUUUUCCACGUGAUGGCAUCCAUCCGGUUCAACGAGGUGCUUGAUGAGGCGAUCGCCAUUAAUGUCACCUCCGCCCAACGACUUUACGCGCUCGCCAGCUCAAUGGCGGAACUACGGUCGAUCGUACACGUGUCGACAUUCUACUCGAAUUGCGAUCGCAUGUACAUUGAGGAGCGCAUAUACGAUGACGUACCGUACGGUGGACUGGACCACAUUCAGCGCUUCUUCAAGAGUCUCAACCAGGGUGAAAAGGAGCGCAUCACACGGCUGGUUCUGGGCGACAUGCCGAACUCGUACGUUUUCAGCAAGAAGUGUGCGGAGGCAAUGAUUGGCCAGGAGUUUGAUAAGCUGCCGAUCGGUAUCUUUCGACCACCGAUCGUAAUAUCGAGCUACCGGGAACCGGAACCGGGAUGGGUCGACUGCUUCCACGGUGCUACCGGGCUUUGUGUGCCGGUAGUGCUCGGUAAGACCAUGUGGUACUAUGGAGAUCCGGACGUGAAACCAUUCAUGUCACCGGUCGAUCACACCGUUUCGGGCAUGUUAGCAGCGGCGUGCGAUAUUUACCGAAGGCAGUGCACGAUCUUGCCGGUCGAGAAACCGGUUCCGGUGUACAACUUUACGUUCGACAAGAACAGAUUCACCUUCGGUGAUUACGCGCGACUCGUUAGUUCCGGUCUGAGGAACCCAUUGGAUCGAUGGUUGAGUCGCAUCAAAUAUCGCAUCAGUCUUUGGAAAAUAUUUCCCCAAAUCCUGCUGUGGCUGAUGACACUGCAAGCCCGUGCUGCCGAUGAAAUAUUAGCCUGGUUCGGAAAGCGUGGCAGUAACCUGAAAAUCGUUUCCGCCAUCACCGCACUGGCCAAUGCCGUCGAGUACUUCCGAUUGCGCAUGUGGACGAUGGAUAACAGCAAUGUGAAGCGGAUGCUGUCGCUCCUGUCCCGUGACGAUGCGCAGCGGCUUGACUUUGAUGGCGAACGGAUCGAUUGGAAAGAUUAUCACAAAUCGUACGCCAAGGGUAUCGCCAUGGAGCUGAUGAGAAAAAAUCACCGCAGACAGCAAUACCGGAAGUCAUCGUUGCAGUCGUCGACUAAGCGUAAUUGA